Molecule: messenger RNA, 1809 nt
Organism: Olea europaea var. sylvestris
Lineage: Eukaryota; Viridiplantae; Streptophyta; Magnoliopsida; Lamiales; Oleaceae
Product: glutamate receptor 2.9-like
Exons: 4
Coding region: 1-1809 (602 amino acids)
Cellular component (GO): plasma membrane
Molecular function (GO): ligand-gated monoatomic ion channel activity; signaling receptor activity
Source: RefSeq, a predicted model, not a curated record
AUGAAAGGGAUAAUUGGAUUUAAGGCGAAUUAUGAGGAAAAAAGCAAGUCUUUUAGGGACUUCAAUUUCAGGUUUCGAAAAAAGUUCAAAUCGGCAUAUCCUGAAGAAGAACAUCCAUAUCCAAGCAUGUAUGCUCUUCGAGCAUAUGAUGCUACAUGCGCCAUUGCAAAAGCCAUGCAACAUUCUAAAGGGAAAGUGAACUCAAAUGAACUGAUAAAUCACAUCUCUUCAAAUGAUUUUGAAGGUCUUAGUGGAAACGUCAGCUUCAGGAAUGGAAAAUUGUGGCAAAAACCUUCCUUUCAGAUCAUUAAUGUGACUGGGAAAAUUUAUACAGAAAUAGCAUUGUACUCACCAGAGCUUGGCUUCUCAAUGGAUCUCAGAGAUCAGGAAAGAAAGGGGACAAGGAGAGACACUAAUAUGCAUAAGCAAUUGGAUUUUGUUCACUGUCCAGGAGGUGUGCAAACAGUUCCUAAGGAAAGGAAACUAAAAAUUGGGGUUCCUCUAACGGCCACUGUCCAUGAGUUUGUCAGUGUGAGCUAUGACCAAGAAGAGAAGACAUACUCCUUUGGUGGAUUUUCCAUUGAAGUUUUUAGAGCCAUAGUUAAGCAGCUUCCAUAUCCUUUUCCAUAUGAGUUUGUUCCAUUUCCUGGCACCUACGAUGAGAUGUUGCGUGCAGUUCAUGAUAAGAGUUUGGAUGCAGCAGUUGCAGACAUAAAUAUAGUAGAUUAUAGAUACAAUUAUGCAGAUUUUUCACAGCCUUAUAUGGACUCUCAAAUUGUUAUGAUAGUAACUGCAAAGGAAGAUUUGAAAAGGCAAAAAUUCAUUGCCGUUACAGCCUUUGAAUGGAAAUUGUGGGUGGUGAUGGCAACAUUAAGCUUAUCCAAUGGGGCCAUUAUCUAUUUGAAUGAGCACUUGAAUGAAAAUCCAGAGUUUGCAGGUUCAUUUCCUCAGAUAAUUGGUUCUAUGAUUUGGUUUUCUGUCACUCUUCUCUCAUUCGCACAAAGAGAACACAUCAAAAAUAAUCUGUCACGAUUGGUAUUUGCAGUAUGGUUGUUCGUGAUUAUGGUGAUGACAGCAUCUUAUACUGCAGUUCUAAGUUCUAUGAUGACUGUGCCAAGGCUCCAGCCAUCUAUAGUAGAGGUUGAUUAUCUUCAUAAAAUUAAUGCAAUUGUCGGGUGCAAUGGGGAGGGUUUCAUCCCAAGAUACUUGAGGCAUACUUUAAAAUUCAAGGAAGAGAACAUCAAGAAAAUUCCUUCUAUCAGUGACUACAAGGAAGCUUUUGAAAAGGGGGAAAUUGCAGCAGCCUUCUUUAUCAGUCCACAUGCCGAACUUUUCCUAGCAACUAAUAGAAAACGCUAUGUCAUUGCGAAACCUAGGUUUGAAGUUGGUGGUCUUGCUUAUGCAUUCCCAAAGGGUUCUUGUUUCACUGCUGCUGUAUCAAAAGAAGUUCUAACUAUGAAACAAAACGGAAAGAUGAAUACCCUGAAAUGUCUUUUUCUUUCUUUCUUGAACAGCUCCUCAUCAGAUCACCAAAUCGAUGACCUAAGUUUAUACCUUUCACAUUUUUCGGGUCCAUUAAUUUUUUCAAGUAUGACUACUGCAAUUGUAUUCUUGAUCAUGGUUGUUCGUGUAAUUCACCAACGAUGGUCGAUUCAUGACUCAAUACAAUCUUUACUGAUGCACAGAAGGAUUUCCAGAUGGGCAUCAUUUCUUUUAGUAAAACAGCAUGCAAGAUUUGGCUCAGGAUUAUUUGGGGAUCCCACUGUUCAGAGACAGAAUAAUUUAACCAAUAUUGCAACUGAAAACUGA